Molecule: messenger RNA, 8976 nt
Organism: Cyprinus carpio (common carp)
Lineage: Eukaryota; Metazoa; Chordata; Actinopteri; Cypriniformes; Cyprinidae
Product: inaD-like protein
Exons: 50
Molecular function (GO): protein binding
Source: RefSeq, a predicted model, not a curated record
CAGAUUGUUUGGUUAGAGAAAGUUUGCACUUAAAACCAAGUGUCGGUUCAACUUAUUCGCGGUGUUCGGUGCUGAUAAUCAACUUUAUAACCGGCUAACUGCGCUAGCUUGUGUCACAUAAUAGCGUUUGUAUUGAGAAGCAGCAGCACGUUUGUGAAUGAGGUUCUGUUUUCAUUCUUUCAGUCUCAAAGUUAUGGUUUAUUGUUGAUAUUUGAAAACAAAGCACGUUUCGAUUGAUGAAAUGAUUCUUUAAUGUCUUAUUUAGACUGUCAGUAAGUUUUAAGAGCGCUGAUUUCAAUGGUGACUCGGUAUUUUACGCGUAUGCACCUGUUUGUUUGCGUUUAUAUCAUUUAUAUUCUAUGACAUUCUAUAAAUAAUGCUUUAUUUAAAGAGUAGUAAUAGAAACACCUCUUCGUUCUUCAGUUGCGUAAUGGUUUCUUUGCGUUUAAACUAAAAUAAAGUUCGCCGAAACGUGAACGAUCACUUCCUGGUUCCAGGUGAGGCUCGCACAGGUGUAAACAGACAAAACAGGACUCAGUCUCACCCCAAAACAAGUCUUGAAAUGCUGGAUUGGGAUUUAUGAGGGAUUACAAGUUUUGAUUUAACCUCAAGACCAAGUGUAUGGACAUAAAUAUUUUAGGUCAGUCUGCACUGAAUCUUCAAGAUAAGGACAAUGCAUGAGAACGUACCGACAGUGUCUGCUUCCGAGCGGCAGCAGGUGCUCCAGGCCUUGGAAAGACUUCAGUCCAAGCUCGUGCAGAGGGAAGAGUGGACCCACAGCGACAGGCUCGGCACGCUGAAGGAAGCCCUGCAGAGCCCUCUGUUCGGCCACAUCCUCACCCUGCAGCACUCCGUCAAACAGCUUAAAGACCAGUUAAACAGCUUGCCUCCGGACACACGCACCGAGUUCAGUUUCUCCAGGAAGGGUCAGCUGAUCGUCAGUGCGAGUCGUCCGUCCAGCAGCCUGGGAUCCGUGGUGUCCAAUGGUACAGCUUCAACUAACGCUUCUUCUGAGCAGCUUCAGAGAUGGAUACAUGCAGCGGCAAAGGGAAGAAAGACAGAGCUCGUCAGCCUGAAGAAGCCGUUGUCUGGAGGUCUGGGUUUCAGUGUGGUCGGCCUAAGACCAGAGGGGGUCGGCAGUCACGGUGUGUUCGUCAGACAGGUGCAACCAGGGAGUGUCGCAGACAGGGAUGGAAGAUUGCAGGAGAACGAUCAGAUUUUGGCGAUUAACGGGAUUCCUUUGGAUCAGAGCGUGACGCAGCAGCAGGCCAUCGCUCUUCUCCAGCAACAGAGAGACCGAGUGGAGCUGGUGGUGGCCAGAGACACUGCGGCCAAACCCCGGCUCUCCACAUCUGGACCCAUUCAGACGGAUCAGUGGGGACACGUGGAGGAGAUCGAGCUGGUGAAUGAUGGAUCUGGCCUGGGAUUUGGGAUUGUCGGAGGCAAGGCAACAGGAAUGGUGGUCAGGACCGUGGUGCCAGGCAGUGUGGCUGAUAAGGACGGGAGGCUAAGAACAGGUGACCACAUCCUGCGGAUCGGUGAGACAUCCACUCGAGGUCUGGCCAGUGACCAGGUGGUGCAGGUGCUGCAGGCCUGCGGUACCCAUGUGAGGAUGCUGAUCGCACGAGACCCUCUGGUGGCGCCCCAGCCUCCGCCUCCACCUCCACCUGCCCCCGCCACGGCUCCCGUCACCUCUCUGCCACCUCAACCUCCUGUGCCAUCACGCAGGGGCAGCAAAACGCCAAAUUUGGAGGGCUACGAAAUCCAUGAAGUUGCGUUAAAAAAGAAGGAAGGCCAGAGCCUCGGGGUCACCAUAAUCGGACACAACGCUUUGACCACUAAGGAUGCGGUGGGGAUCUUUGUGAAGAGCGUGGUUCCAGGCAGCGCCGCUGAGCAAAGCGGGAAAAUCCUUGUCCACGACAGGAUAAUAGCAUUGGAUGGCGUGAACCUCCAGGGAUUCACCAACCAGGAAGUCCUAGAGGUAAUGAAGCGGACGGGUGAUAUCGUACACCUUACCCUCAUUAGGAAGAUCAACUCGCCCAAGAGGACAGCUGUAGAGAAAUCACUAGAUAAAGUCCAGAGAGAGUCGUCGCGUGUGUCUCUGAAGAGAUCGUCUGAGAUCAAGGCGCGGGCGGAUGUUCAGAGGGGUUCUGUGGUGGAGUCUAUGGACCCUGCUCUGAGUGGGAUCAAACAACAGCUGCAGGGGAAAAUGCAAGACCCGGGCCCACUGACGGAGAUGGAGCUUCGUGCUAAAUGGGAGCAGGCUCUCGGUCCACAUUACGAUGUUAUGGUUGUACAGCUUGACCCUGUCAUAGAUGAUGAUCUUGAGCUGCAGAAGUACUCUAAGCUUCUCCCAAUACACACAAUGCGCUUGGGCGUGGAACUAGACUCUUUUGAUGGGCAUCACUACAUUUCCACAGUGGCUCCUGAUGGUCCAGUGGCAAAACAUGGGCUGCUUCGACCAGAGGAUGAACUUCUGGAGGUGAAUGGCGUGCAGUUGUAUGGGAAAUCCAGACGAGAGGCUGUUGCGUUCCUUCGAGAGGUUCCUCCUCCCUUUACUUUGGUUUGCUGCAGACGCCUCGCUGAAGAGGGCAACGAAUACCACCCUGAAUCUGAAGAGUGGCACUCAUCCAGCCCCUCAGCCAGCCUACAGGAGCAGAUUGAGAAUAACCUAUCCAUGUUUGCCAAAGAUAUAAGUCUACGCAACAGCAUGAGGGAAGAGUUUCAGGCCCGUCAGGUCACAGCAGUGGAGCGGGAGGUUAAAGAUGCAGAAGAGCCCCUAGAGCCAAGCAGCCCUGAGACAGAGCAGAUGGAUGAGGAGAAGGAUGACAAAGAAGAAGAAGAGGAGGAGGAUGAAGUGGAAUUGGCUCUAUGGUCUCCGAAUGUGCAGGUGCUAGAACUAGAGAAAGGAGAACGAGGUCUCGGUUUCAGCAUACUAGACUACCAGGACCCUCUGGAUGUUGCAUGUUCUGUGAUAGUCAUCCGCUCUGUGGUGCCUGGAGGGGUGGCGGACAAUCACGGCGGGCUCCUCCCGGGUGACCAGCUGGUUUUCGUCAAUGACACUCAACUAGACACAUGCUCUCUGGCCCAGGCCGUAGAGGUCCUCAAAUCUGCUUCACCUGGGAGAGUCUAUCUUGGAAUCAGGAAACCGCUGGUGCCAGAGGACAGAGGUAGUGGGCAGCAGUCCUCUUGGCUUGUAGAGGGCACUGAUGAGCAACCACCGGCAAAGCAGGACAUCACUCUCUCAUCUAUGCAAGAGGAUUAUGUAAAUACGAACAUUUUAACAGGCUUAAUAGACUGAGAGCCAGAGCUUAUCCUGGACGCUGAGCCCCGCUACGUCUCUCCCCUCACCACCGUUGACCUCCUGCCCAGCCUGGAGCGAGAGAUGGCUGUAGAUGAAGAUGAUGAAGAGCAGGAGAUGGACACCAUAAAUAAUCAAGAGAGCCCCAAGGUCGACAGUCUGCCUUCAUACUUCAGUGAGAAGUCUCGCUCCUGGGAAGAACCAACACCAUAUAUCAGUUCCAACAGCCUCUAUCAGUUCACCACUCAACCUAAGACACAAGAACAGUUCACAGAGGAGGACAGUGAGCUUUGCACAAGCAUCGAGAAGAUUCAGCUGCAGCUCCCGCAAAUUUCCCUCAGUCAGUCGGCCACAUGGAUAGAGGCAGCAGACAGCGAGACAGACUCUGACUCCAGAAACGAAGGCUCAGAACUUACUUUGACUGACACAGACACUGAAUCUGCACAGCGCACUUCCUCUCGUAGCAGGAAGAGAAGAAACCAGGGGGCAGCCAGUUCAAUCAGAGAAGGCAAUAGUGAUCUGCCUGAAAGAGAGGAGGGAGAAGGUGAGGAGACGCCUGCGAACAGUCACUGGGGUCCCCCACGCAGGGUGGAGGUGUGGCCAGAGCCGCAGGAGUCUCUGGGUAUCAGCAUAGUGGGCGGCCGCACAGUUAUAAAGAGGCUGAAGAACGGAGAGGAACUGAAGGGCAUUUUCAUCAAACAGGUGCUGCCAGACAGCCCAGCUGGACGCACGGGUGCCCUUAAAACAGGAGACAAGAUCUUACAGGUUUGUGGAGUGGAUUUGCAGAACGCCAGCCAUGAGGAGGCAGUACAGGCUAUCAAAGCAGCGCCCAGUCCCGUAGUCUUCGUCGUGCAGAGCCUGUCCUCCACUCCACGGCCUGUUUCAGUGACGGCCUCCAGCAUUAGACAGCACAAAGCUAAGAGGAAAGCCGCCCAGAAAGCAGGACAGACUGGUGGCCCUCCACCCAUGCGCCUCCCCCCACCUUACAGACCCCCCAGCCAAGUGCAGGAGGAGGAGCAACAGGAGAAAGAGAGGGAGGAUGAGGAGCACGCUGAAGAGGUGAUAAGGCAGAGGUACGCGGACCUGCCAGGAGACCUGCUGAUCGUGGAACUGGAGAAAGACCGGAAUGGCUUGGGACUCAGUCUGGCCGGGAACAGGGAUCGCUCCUGCAUGAGCAUCUUCGUGGUGGGGAUCACCGCUGGAGGGCCGGGCAGCAGAGACGGACGCAUCAAAGUGGGCGAUGAGCUGUUGGAGAUAAACAACCAGGUGUUGUAUGGCAGAAGCCACCAGAACGCAUCGGCCAUAAUAAAAAGCGCCGCAUCGAAGGUCAAACUCGUCCUAGUCCGGAAUGAAGAUGCUAUCAAUCAAAUGGCUGUCGCUCCUUUUCCUUCCCAGCCUUCCUCGUUCUUCUCCAGUGAGACACAUCAAAAUACGCCAGCAGUUCCAGCUCCAGCCGAGAAGCCACAGUUACCCGAGAGCCUCCCUCUGAGCAGAAACUCACCUGAGCCGCCGAUAAUCAAGGAUCAGCCCAGCGUGGGGCGGCCCAUGAGCUCCACGCAGACAGAUCAGACGCAGAAGACUUUCAGAGAUGGAGAGUCAGCAUUGAAGAAGCUGAAAUCCUCAGAGAAGAUAUUGGAGUCUCCAAGCGAACAGUCACCCAAGCCUCUUGUGGAGCAGAUCACCAGUUUUCCAAAAAUCCAGAGGAGUUCCACCAGGCCCUCAGCCAGUUCCCUGGAGGUCAUGUCCUCGGGAUCGUCCGUGCCAGUCUCCGGCACCAGCCCUGACUUCGAGUACUGCAGCAAAGGUUUUUCUUUUUGUACUGUGUUUCCAGGACAAGAGACGGUUAUUGAGAUCUCUAAAGGCCGGUCUGGACUGGGUCUCAGUAUAGUCGGCGGCAAAGAUACGCAGCUGGAUGCCAUAGUGAUUCAUGAAGUGUAUGAGGAGGGGGCGGCAGCACGGGACGGUCGUCUCUGGGCCGGAGAUCAGAUUCUCGAGGUGAAUGGAGUAGAUCUGCGGAGCGUGGCUCAUGAAGAUGCAAUAGCUGCUCUACGGCAAACACCGGCCAAAGUGCGGUUGAUGGUCCUGCGUGACGAGGCGCAGUACAGGGAUGAGGAGAACCUCGACAUGUUCCGUGUUGAACUUCAGAAGAGAACCGGACGCGGGCUGGGCCUGAGCAUCGUUGGGAAGAGAAAUGGUAAGGGUGUGUUCAUCUCGGAUGUGGUGAAGGGCGGAGCGGCUGAUCUGGAUGGCAGACUGAUGCAGGGUGAUCAGAUCCUGUCUGUGGAUGGAGAGGACAUGAGACAGGCCUCACAGGAGACCGUCGCUGCCAUUCUCAAGUGCGCCAGGGGCAAGGUGCUGUUGGAACUGGGCCGACUGAAGGCUGCCUCCUGGAUCUCUUCCAGACGCACCUCACAGGGAAGUCAGAUGAGCCACGUGAGCGCCAACAGCAGCACCCCAACCCCCACGCCCCCUGCCGUUGUUCUGCCCCCCUCUCAAACCCUCAACAACAACAGCCAAAACAUCACCGAGCCCAACAGCAAAAGCACAGGGACAGAGGCAGGUGUUCGGACAGUGGAGAUCACGCGGGGUCCCAACGAUGCUUUGGGUGUCAGUAUAGCGGGUGGUAAGGGCAGUCCACUGGGCGACAUCCCCAUCUUCAUCGCCAUGAUCCAGGCCAACGGUGUGGCUGCCAGGACACAUCGCCUCAAAGUAGGUGACAGGAUUGUGAGCAUCAACUCUCAGUCUCUGGAUGGCUUGACUCAUGGGGACGUCGUAAAUAUGCUGAAGAAUGCUUACGGCACCAUCGUCCUCCAGGUGGUUGCCGACACCAACAUCAGUGCCAUAGCCAGUCAGGUGGAGAGUCUGUCCAGUAGCUCCACCCCCAGCACCAAUCCAGAGGUCCGGCCGGUGGAACCAGAGACACCCAAGCCAAAGACCAUCACUCUGGAGAAGGGCUCAGAGGGGCUGGGCUUCAGCAUCGUGGGCGGCUUUGGGAGUCCACAUGGAGAUCUUCCCAUCUACGUCAAAACAGUCUUCAGCAAGGGGGCAGCAGCGGUAGAUGGGCGUCUGAAGCGUGGCGACCAGCUGCUGACGGUCAAUGGAGAGAGUCUGGAGGGCGUCACACACGAGCAGGCCGUGGCCAUACUGAAGAAGCAGCGGGGAAGCGUCACGCUGUCCGUCCUCUCCUAACAAACACACUAAGGACUACAUCCACUGAAACACACACAUUCCAUUCACAUGUCUUAAGAGACUCUUUGCAUCAGCAGCGGCUGUUAUUCAGCCAACUUACUUCCUUAUUUGCACUCGAUCGUUUAAACUUCACCCUGUUACUGUUUGUGCACCUGGUAUCGAAAUCAAUGAGAAAUACUCAUAAAGGGAAAUGUUUGUGUCGUCUUUGUUUUAAUCACGGAUAUGUAGCCUUCCCACUGGUGAUGGUGAGUUUGUGAAUUAUGGGGCAAUAUUAAAGAAGGUUAUUUUGAUGAAAUGAGUGCUGGUAACUCAAGACCAGGAGGAAAAAUUAAAGUAGCAGAAGCACGACACAAACACACGCAAUUUGUUUGUAAUUAUCCUUUCAGUCCAUAUACAAUAACUUCUAAUGUGGUCGUCCUGAUCAUUUUUUCAAUUAAAACGCACAAGUACACAACCUACUGGGAAACCCGCCCUAUUUUUAAGGAAUCAGUUGAGUUGUAUGUUGUGUGUAGAUGAAUUCAUGGACGAGCGUUAAUAAUAAGGGAAGACAGAUGUGCCUUGGAACGGGCAGAUCAGAUUGUACUGGGAUGUUUUGUAUAGCUAGUAUUACAUAUUAGGAUCAUUUCAAUCAGGUUUUUUACGUUGCAGGGUAGCUUUGUGAAUACUUAAAGAAAUAGUUCGCAAGAAGAUGGAAAACUUCCCUGAUGUUGCUUCAAAUCUGUAUUACUCUUUCUUCUGUGGAGCUAAAAAUAAGAUAUUUUGCAGAAUGUUAAUGCUGCUCUCUUCCUUACAAUGAAAGUGGGUGGAUUCUGGAGUUUUUGUGAAAGUUGUGCGCCACAUUUCACGACUAUUAAGGUUGUAUGAUAGUUUUGUGUGAGGAAUAUUUUAAAGUGUUUUUCACUUAAAAUUUCAGGCAAUUUUUCAUACACAGCUAUAUUUUAUAAGUAGUUUUCACUUCAAAUUUAUCUCUGAAAUUAAAAUUUCAUUUAGUUAUUUUAAAAGAGCUAGUAUUUGGCUUCAAGUCUUAAAAAUAGCACACAAGAUGUGUUUUUUUUGUUUUGCAUUUUUUUUGAGUGCAACCGCCCAGUCCCCAUUCACUUUCAUUGUAUGGAAAAGUAUCAAAAUAUCUCCUUUUAGGUUCCACAGAAGAAAUUAAGUCAUAUGAGUUUGGAACGACAUAAAUGAUGACAAUGACAUUUUUGGGAGAACUAUUCCACUCUAUUAUUUUGUUACGGUGUAUUGAGAUUCACAGAAAUGCAUAACAUAGUUGUUUUUUUUUUUACAUUUUUGUAAUUCCAUUUGUAAUUCAAUUGCACACGUCUAUCAUUUUAGUGUAAAUAUGUAAUUUAUUUCCUUUUUUAGGGCUUUUUUGCAUUGCUUUUGUCUUUAUGGAGAUGUCUCGCACAUUCUAGUUUGACACUGUGUGUGUCUGUAUGUCACAAUAUGAGGAUAUCCUGUGUCAGUCUCUCUCCUAGAGGAAGUGUAGCAGGCUCUUCAGAGACUUUCGGUUGUAGACAGCACGUGGAAGCCUCGUCUAGACCGUCUCUUCCACUAGGAUUUCGUAAGCACAUCAUAUGAUGCCUCUUGAAUUUUUGUGCCAUGUGGACAGUAUGUUCUGAACUGUUCAGCGCUAUGUCCCUUUAAAAAGAUUGCCUGUAUCUGCUAUGCCUGUCUUCCCCUUUCUCCUUAAAGAAAUGCAAUGCCUCAGUCUGCUACCUUCUGCUAGAUCUUUACAUUUGGGCUGUGAACCACAAAAACCGGCUUCCACUCAGAUGACUCGAGUAGUAACACCUUUAUAUCUGCCAUUUUUCUGUCAGUGUCCAAAGAAACCAUUUAGCUAAAUUCAUACAUUAGAUACAGAUCUAAUCCUGAGAUAAGGCUGAUUUAUGAACAUCUGCAAAACAAACAAGUGGUCAUUAUGGUCUGUUACUUUAUUUUGGAAAAGUAGAAUUUAUCUGAAGUGUCAGAAAAUAAAGUUAUUUUCAUUUUAAGCAUCUUUUGACUUCGAAAUUCUUAAUGGUUUUAUUUUAAGCAUUAUUUAAACAAAAAACAUACACACCAGCCAUUUCUGUGAUGGUUUUACAUGCACUACCAUUUAAAAGAUUAGCAAUGGUAACAUUUGUUUUAACAAUAAAAUAUUUUACUAAAAUAUUAAGCAGCACAACUGUUUUCAACAUUGAAAAUAAUUGUUUCUUGGACAGCAAAUCAGAACAUAUGACACUGAAGAUUGUAAUAAAGACUGCGUAAAACUUAGCUUUGCAUCACAGGAAAAAAAUUACAUUUAAAAUGCAUAUUAAAAUAGCAUUAUAAUGUAUGCAACCUACAAAAACAUUUAAAAAUCCUACCAAACCAAGAUUUUUGAAUGGUAGCAUAUAUGAUUUUAUUAAUAUUAGGGCCUAUUAUUGAAUUUUUUUUAAAUAUUAUUUAAAGAGGUCUGCACAACAAGUGAUAUACUGAAUGUCUGAUAUUAUAUUAAAAUGUUUUUU